AUGAAGGAUACUGACCACUCUAAAUUGCAUCAUAUAAUCAAAAGAAGCUCCCAUCAUUUGAUGCAUAAGUUACAUUCAUCAUCUUCGUCUUCGUCUUCGUCUUGUGAAGAUAAAAAUUUGAAAACUCCCAAAAUUCAAACGAAGAAAACCCCUCCUUCUUCUUCUUCUGCUUCCACUAACGACAUCUUCGAAAGAUCAUGUACUAAUUCCACCGUUUCGCCAUUUAGCUCGAUGUCGGGGCUUUCUUUCAGCCCUAAUAAAGAAUAUAAAGAGUAUCCCACCAGUGCUUCUUCCCCGGAGAAAACCCGUACCUUGUCGAUCGUAUCGAAUAACUCCUCCAUUUCCAACUUCAACUGCAACCAUUUGCCCAGUCAUCAUAAUACCGAGGACUUGAUUCCUCCGAUAUUAGACUCAACGACCGAAAUCCUCACCAACCCCAAAAUCGACUUCAACGACGUCCAGUUGAUCUGCUGCUGCGACGACGAGGACACUUCGACCGACGACGACGAGAUUGACAACUUUGAAAAAUACGUGGAUGCAAAAUCAAACUUGGACUCCUCCACCGCUCCCCCCUGCCACUGUUCUACUUCCAGAUCCAGAUCCCGGUCCAGAUCAAUCAUCAGUAAUUCGCUACUCAACUCCAUUGGUAGUCCAGCACAACCUAACUAUCCCAAUCCUUUGAGAAGAUCGUCUAAGUCUUCUUCUUCCUUGAAUCAAUCGGCCAAAACCAUCAAUUUCUACUCUUUUGUGGAUAUGUGUAAUAAAGAACACCUCAUUAAUCAUCCUCCAAAAGACUUUGAUGGCUUCACCUCUAUUAGCAUGAAAGAUUACAUGUCGAACUUAAACUAG
Hyphopichia burtonii NRRL Y-1933 is the source of this 849-nucleotide messenger RNA. RefSeq lists its product as uncharacterized. Lineage: Eukaryota; Fungi; Ascomycota; Pichiomycetes; Serinales; Debaryomycetaceae. The coding region runs from base 1 to 849 and encodes 282 amino acids. The transcript has a single exon. The record is from RefSeq and is a predicted model, not a curated record.